Messenger RNA from Varroa destructor (honeybee mite), 1308 nucleotides. RefSeq lists its product as uncharacterized. The record is from RefSeq and is a predicted model, not a curated record. NCBI's taxonomy places the organism in Eukaryota, Metazoa, Arthropoda, Arachnida, Mesostigmata, Varroidae.
GGCACUCUUCUUUCGGAACGAACACUCCAGUGUCUUCGUAUACGAACGCCAGCGUUCGCCUGUGCUCCAGCUAAUACAUAGCCUAGAAUAUAUACAGAGAAAUUCACAUACGCACUAUUUUCGAUUCUGAAGAUGUCUGUCUAAGGGCCCCAGUGAUCGGAGAAAUCAUCGACAGAUAAGGCUUUUACUAACCAAGUGACAGACGUCAGUUGUUCGAAGGCCUUCCGGCCGCGUUUAUCGUUCUCGUAGCCUUAACUUUUGUCCCAUUCACAAAUCAGGAAAAUGAAACAAUUAAAUAUGCCCGCUCUAUUGAACAGUGACUGGCGUGCGACUGAGGCAGUCUAUGUUGUUACACGUUAGUGAACCUCUCGUGAUUUGAAGACACUAGAUCUUCUAUUCCAUCGCGGUGGGCAGAAAUAUAUUUAAAGGGAUCAGUGCCUCUGACCUUGCAGUGCGCCGGUUGCAACAGAUUUUCGGAUUUCUUUCAACACCUGUCGUGCAUCUUAGCAAAACAGGCGGCCAUUGUACUAAUUGCGGACUAAGCGUAUUCAAUAGCCUAACUUGAGAAGGCAUGAAAUGCUUUCAACUGGUCGUUGUAAUGCUCUGCGAAAAACUGCUGCCUUAUUUCAGAUUCGAAACGAUACGGUUCUGAUCAGUAGUCAAAAAAAGCACGACGACCGAAAUCUCCCAAAUCGAAAACAUCGAAGGCCACAAAAGCCGGUAAGCGUCCGAAAACUAUGCAACCGAAGGGCGGAGGUACCCGGAAGAGUCAAGCACAAAAGAGCCGUGCUGCGUCGCGAAUGAGCGUGGCUGGCAGAAGAAAGAGUGUAAUUGGCCAAAAAAAGAGCGUGGGAGCUCGAAAGCAGAGAGAGUCACUUUUUGCCUCAUUUAAAGAUACGACCGUUGAGGAAGGCGCUGAAUGUGGGUCACCCAGCGACGAGCGACAUAUGCUGAACUCAAACCGUCUAAUCAUAUCGUUAGCUGUUUUGGCAGUAUCGAUCUUGUUCGCGUGGCUUCAUUCAAGCAUCAUGUUCGAUCGAUAUAAAAGAAUGAAACGAAUUCACUAGCUCACUUGUGUUGUUUCAACGUCUAUCGCCAACUGGCCUGCUUGCAGCAAUGGACCGGGGGUUGCUUAUGAACUGGGUGUUAACAACACAGGGGUUGCAAAAUCCCAGAGAAGAGAUGAGGAGCCUUCGUUGAUUCAACGUACGUACCAACGCAUGCGCGUAGUCCGAAUAGACAGACGAAUUGGGCCGGAAAUCGGCUUUCAACCAAUAAAAUUGUAAGGUAUCUAAAUUUGCUCAAUGA